Pimephales promelas (fathead minnow) is the source of this 1299-nucleotide messenger RNA. Lineage: Eukaryota; Metazoa; Chordata; Actinopteri; Cypriniformes; Leuciscidae. The record is from RefSeq and is a predicted model, not a curated record.
ACCAUUGACUAACAGGAAGUUGAGGCGUACUGGAGCUCAAGAGUGUGAAAUAAUCAGCUAGAGUUAGACAGUCACACCCAUUAACACUUGAUGUACAGUUAGUUUAGCUGACGGAGUUUCACUCCACUUUAGUCUACAGAGCAGCUUCACAUCACCGCGGCUGUCAUUUUAUUGUCAUUCACAAUUUUGAAGAGUUUGUGUUUUCAUAUUUGUGGACUGAAACCGAUGAAGAUGUUUCUUCCUGUUUUGCUCUGCUUGUGUUUCUGGCGUCUGGAUGGUGUGUUUGGUGAUGGUGUUUGGCCCGUGUCAGUGAUGGAGGGAGAUUCAGUCUCUCUAAACUCUGACACUGAAAUAAAGGAUGAUGAUGUGAUUCAGUGGAAAUUUGGAUAUAGCAUCACUUUAAUAGCUGAAAUUGAUAAACGGGCCGACAGAAUCACUGUAUAUGAUGAUGUUCUUGAUGGGAGAUUCAGAGACAGACUGAAGCUGGACAAACAAACUGGAUCUCUGACCAUCACACACACCACAAUGAAACAUGCUGGAUAUUAUAAACUACUGACCAACAGUGAGAGAAAGAGUUUUGAUCUCACUGUCUCUGUAGUGAAGGGAAUAUCAGUAGAGAAGGGAGAUGUUGUCUCUCUACACAAUGAUCUCACUGAAAUGAAGGAGGAUGAUCGUAUUCAGUGGAGUUUUGAAGAUGAAGACACUUUAAUAGCUGAAAUCAAUAAACGGGCCGACAGAAUCACUGUAUAUGAUGAUGUUCUUGAUGGGAGAUUCAGAGACAGACUGAAGCUGGACAAUCAAACUGGAUCUCUGACCAUCACAAAUGCCACAACCACAGACUCUGGAGUUUAUGAACUUGACAUCAACUAUAUGAAGAUGAUUUUCACCCUCACUGUCUACGACUCUGCCCAAUGUUGCGGUCCUACUGAAACUGUGAUCCGAUUGGUCCUCUCUGCUCUGGUGGGCGUGGCUACUGUCAUCAUUCUGGUUUAUGACAUCAGAUCCAGAAGAGCUGAAGGAGAUCAAGCACAUAUUCACACAUCAGGAAGUAUUGAAAUCUAAAGCAGAACGCUGAACUUUAAAAGUGUUUUUUGUUCUUUUAGUGUUUUUUCACUUCAUAAUAAAUAGUGAUGAUUAUUUGAGUUUGUGCUUUCUGUCAGUGUCAGAUUUUAACAGUGACAAUUUAUUGUUGAUAUUUCUCACAGAUACAAAAAUAAUAAUAGAGACACAGAUCUUACUUUAAACUGCUAUAUAUAUUCUGUAUUUUCUUGCCUUUAUCAAUAAAGUUUCUCACUCUGA